CGGCCGGACUUCAGAGACCUCGGCUGAGAAGCGGCUCCCGCUUCCGCGGAUCUGCGGUGGAGGGUCCCGAGCGGGCCCCGCUUCAGGGGUGAAGACGACAGCGACGGCCCUGCGGGCUGGAAGGACCCAGGAGGCUGGGCUGCAACUUUGGGAUGCCUUGGGAGCCCAGUCCACCAGGAGGAAAAUGCGUCCUGUGUUGGGGUCCUGACACCUGCAGAUGGGGCUUUGCCAUGAUUUCUUCUGGAUGUUUCUGUAAGGAGAUUGUUUCUGUAGAGAAAUGCCACUUCAGCAUCAUAUACACAGUCAUAAAAUUCAUAUCAAGAAAUGGGACCAGCCAGUCUUCCCUGGAACCUGAGGCAAAGAGGAAAAAGUCACACCCUAGGAAUGCAGUGGUGUCCUUUGAAAGAAGAGGAUGCCAUUCCCCGUGUGAGGGCAAUGGAAGCUCAUGGGGGACGACCACCGGAUCCAGAGGGAGAGCGACCAGGAGAGGAUACCAGCGUGAGACAGCGGAGCGGUCGGCCUCCUGAUGUUGGCGGUGCUGAAUGUGUAGAUAACACAGAUGGCAAAUUGCUAAGACAACUGCAAGCUCAAGAAAAAGCCCAACAAGCAGCACAAAUAAAGCUUUUGAGAAAACUCCAAAAGCAGGAACAGGCUCACAUUGCCAAAGAAGCUAAAAAACAACAAGCAAUAAUGGCUGCUGAGGAGAAGCGACAGCAAAAAGAGCAGAUAAAGAUUAUGAAACAACAGAAGAGACUAUGUGGGCAUGGUUUUCUUUUUAAGGAAAAAGAACGGUCGAAGCAAGAAAAACGUGAUGAGAAACGAUUAAAGAAAGAGCUUAAACUAGAGCAACGAAGAUUAGAAUUAGAAAUUGCAAAAGAACUAAAGAAGCCUAAUGAAGACAUGUGCUUAGCAGACCAAAAGCCUUUGCCAGAGUUGCCUCGUAUUCCAGGACUUGUCCUCUCUGGAAGUACAUUUUCAAACUGUCUCAUUGUGGUGCAGUUCUUACGAGUCUUCGGUAAAGCUUUAGGCUUUAAUGGGAAUACUGAUGUUCCAGACCUGAGUAUUCUUCAAGAGGGAUUGCUGAAUCUAGGGGACAGCAUGGCUGAGGUACAAGACCUGCUUGUGAGGCUCCUGUCAGCUGCUGUGUGUGAUCCAGGUCUAAUUACAGGAUACAAGGCCGAAACAGCUCUUGGAGAACAUUUGCUGAAUGUUGGUAUGAAUCGAGACAAUGUUUCCGAGAUCUUGCAGAUCUUUAUGGAGGCCCGUUGUGGACAGACUGAGCUCACCGAAAGCCUGAGGACCAAGGCUUUUCAGGCCCACACUCCGGCCCAGAAAGCCUCGGCGCUGGCCUUCCUGAUCAGUGAGCUGGCGUGCAGCAGGAGGGUGGUGAGUGAAAUUGACAAGAACACUGAUUAUAUGUCAAACUUGAGGAGAGAUAAAUGGAUGGUAGAAGGUAAACUCCGCAAGCUCCGAAUCAUUUAUGCUAAGAAAGCAGGCAAGAGAGACACUUCAGGUGGCAUCGAUCUUGGAGAAGAGCAGCACGCGUCGGCCACCCCCACAGCAGGAUACAAGCGAAGAAGGAAGGGCGGCGACAGUGACGCUGAUGGCAACGAGGAGGAGGAGGAGGAGGAAGACAAGGAAGACAGAAAAGGAAAGAAAACUGAUGUCUGUGAAGAUGAGGAUGAAGGUGACCAAGCAGCAAGUGUUGAAGAGCUAGAAAGACAGAUUGAAAAGCUGAGUAAACAACAGAGUCAGUACAGAAGGGAGCUCUUCGAUGUGUCUCACUCUUUACGUUCAGUGAUGUUUGGCCAGGAUCGUUACAGACGUCGGUAUUGGAUUUUUCCCCAGUGUGGGGGGAUUUUUGUAGAAGGCAUGGAGAGCGCUGCAGGGCUGAAAGAAAUUGCAAAAGAAAGAAAAAAACGAAAAAAAGCAGAAAGCAUCCAGACCAAAGAAAUAUUUGAUACUUCUGACGACACUUUAAAUUGUUCAAAUCCGGAUCAUUGUGAGCAAAAGGAAGAUCCUAACGAAAAAGAUAACACAAAUCUAAUUCUUCAGAAUCCUGGCUCUUUUUCCAAACUAAGCAAGCUUUUAGAAGUAGCUAAGGUGCCUCCUGAGUCAGAUGUAACGACCCCCAAACCAAAGAGCGGUGCAGAUGGGUGCGCACUGCCUCACCAGAACCGUGGGAGACACUCACCGGGCAGCAUGCAGCCAACGGUGACACAGAACAGCGUGGAAGGGACAGACUCGAAUCUGGUCAGUACCGGUUCAGGUGGUGCAGGCAAGGUCUACAGUCCUCCCCCCAGGGACCAGUUGUUACUGCCAAGAACACCUUGGGAGGACGCUUCCCUUACCCAAGCCGAUGCGCCAGCUGCUUCUUCACCAACUCCUCGGGCCCAGCCGCCCUCUAAGUCACCUGCAGCUCUUGAAGUAGCCAAACCAGUAGAUUAUCCUAGUCCAAAGCCUAUUCCAGAAGAAAUGCAGUUUGGCUGGUGGAGCAUUACUGACGCAGAGGAUUUAAAAGCUUUGCUCAAAGUGCUACAUCCCAGAGGCAUAAGAGAAAAGGCAUUACAAAAACAAAUUCAGAAACACCUGGAUUACAUCACUCAAGCCUGCAUCGAGAAUAAGGAUGUUACCAUUAUUGAAUUAAAUGAAAAUGAAGAAAACCCGGUAACUCGAGAUAUUGUGGAGAAGUGGUCAGUAGAAGAACAAGCAAUGGAAGUGGAUUUGAGGAUUCUUCAACAGGUAGAAGAUCUGGAAAGGAGAGUCGCAUCAGCAAGUUUGCAAGUAAAGGAAAAUCUGCAAGAAUCUAGUCCUGAUUCUGUAGAAAGCCGAAUUACUCUACUAGCUCCUGGUUGGAUGUGUCCAGAACCGGCAUCAGAAAGGGAGGACUUGGUCUAUUUUGAACAUAAGUCAUUUUCUAACUUGUGCAAGGAGCACGAUGGAGAAUUUACUGACGCAGAAGAAAGCAGUGCGCAUGCACUAGAGCGGAAGAGCGACAACCCCCUAGAUAUAGCUGUAAGCAGGCUGUCUGAGUUGGAGCGAAACAUUGAAAGGAGGUAUCUGAAGAGCCCCUUAAGUACCACCAUUCAGAUCAAACUGGAUAAUGUGGGCACAGUUACUGGCCCUGCUCCUGCACCAUCCACUAGUGGUGAUGAUGACGGAAUUGAAGAGGAUAUUGUUCCCGGUCUCAGGGUGUGGCGAUGGGCAUUAUCAGAAGCUCGCAGUGCUGCCCAGGUGGCUCUGUGCAUUCAGCAGUUACAGAAAUCCAUAGCAUGGGAAAAAUCCAUUAUGAAAGCUGCAAGUUCACUGAAAAGGGGCCGCAAAAACAGAAAAAGGAAAAUAGAGGAAAACACCUGCGGUACUGGAGUAAAACAAGAACGCUGUACUCGUGGAAAGAAACUGAAACAGGACAACUCUGACCCGACUCUUGGCAGCCUUACUAAAAUGCAAACUCGUCUCAAUAAAGACAUGAAAAAAAGAAAAAUAGAAGAAAACACCUUCACUAACUUACCAAACCAGGAAAGCUUUCAUUCUGUAAAGAAAAGGAAGCAAGACCACUCUGACCUGACUCUUUCCAGUACCCUUACUGAAAUGGACAGUCAUGAAGAUGCACGGCCUUUUGUAGAACUGCCGGAGUGCAGCACACGGAGUCGUCUGCGUUUCCGCCUCAGGGAUGGAAGACACGUUUUUAUUAAAAGUGCGUAAGCAGCUUUAUAAUAACAUGUCUGGUAUCUGGGGGUCUCGUCAACAAGAAAUAAAGUGGUUAAACACACACACAGAGCAGUCUUUCAAGAAUGAUCAUUUUCUUUUAAACAAAUACAAUAUCCCUGAAUAAAGGAAAGCUUGGUGUGCAUAUUGGCUACUUUGGGCUGGUGUUUUCAUCACUGGUGGUACAUACUCAGCAGGAGCAGCUGGGCAGGAAGUAGUGGGCAUGGUAUGAAAAUGGCAGUUGGUCCAGUACUAAUUGUCACUGUACGUGUGGGUAUCAUUUGUUCUGUGACUGACUUGCACUCGAGGUGCCCUAGGGUGAGUGUAUCCUCAAGCCCCUGGCACGGUUCUCCUCAAAUAACCAAAGUCCUCCU
This is a messenger RNA of Manis pentadactyla (Chinese pangolin), 4082 nucleotides long. Its product is annotated as bromodomain adjacent to zinc finger domain protein 2B-like. The record is from RefSeq and is a predicted model, not a curated record. The transcript has 22 exons. Lineage: Eukaryota; Metazoa; Chordata; Mammalia; Pholidota; Manidae. Bases 325 to 3705 code for a protein of 1126 amino acids.